GCUAAUAUAGCCGGUCGACCUGUUCAACACAGUCUCUCCGGUCGCGUGUACCGAUAAUAAUAAUUACCUAACGUUGUUGCUAUUAUUAUUUAUUUAUUUUUAAUUUUUUAAUUCAAUUUUUAUGUUCUCGUACAAAAACCAUCAUUACACGAAAUAUAUCGACGACGACGCGAGUUCGAAAAUGAUGAUACUACAUCACAAGCGCGGUGUUCGAUUCGCGUCCGCGGUGCCGCUCGUAUCAUAGUUUAUCUGCAAUCAUUGAAAAAUUGUAGUUUUGAUAAAAUAAAAACGAAAUGACGUCUAACGCGUCAUUUUGAACAGCCCAUUAUUUUUAACUUAACAAAAUGGUGAAACGUAUCAGUAAACACCACUACGUGGCUACACCCGGUAGCAGCAAAUACCACCACAGAUCGUCGGAGACGCUACCGUACGUGCACAGAGGAUAUUCCACCGAUGGUGAAGACAGCCAAAGAACUCUGUCCGAGUACACGAUCGCCACGGACAGGCCGUCGUCCCGUGGUCACCGGACGCCACCCAGGUCGAAACGGUCCAGGAGUCUGGAGAGGCCGUCCAGCAGCUCCCGAGCCAGGUCGGCGGCUAGCCACCACGAUUCGGACGUUUACGUGACCAGCGCCGCGUACAGACCGCCGUCCGAAAUGAGUCGAGGAUCUCAUUACACCAGCAGGAGCAACCGGAGCAGAGGGCCGGCUCCCAGCCACUACUCGUAUCGGAGCAACGGUCUCGCUCCCUCGGAAGUAUCGACGGUCAAGUCCAAGAUCACACGCAAACCGGGCGUCACCAUUGAGACCAUGUCGGCGCCAAAUCCGUUUUGCCCAAACACUAAGGGCAUGUGCUGUCUGAUGCUGCUGCUUAACCUGGGACUCAUAUUGGUUACGUUGGGUUUCGUCAUCGUCAUACAAUUUUUUGAGCCCCUGUUCGUGUGGGUAUUAGGCAUAAUAUUCCUAAUUUUCGGUUUCUUGACACUCAUGGGCAGUCUGAUCUACUGCGUAACGGUGUGCAGGGACGCCAAGACGCCCAAGGAAGUGGCUAUGCAAAAUCACUACUGGACGCAUCAUUGGCAAAAGAGUUUCGGUGCCACACCCGAAAUACAUUAUAAGACGGAGAAGUAUCCGCCACAAGCCGUGAACCAUUCGGACCACGAUGAGUACAGCGAUCGAUUUUCAAUCGGCAAACAAUCUGACAGGCACAUGCACGGACACAGAUACUAAUUGCUUAGUUAAACAUAAAUGUACAUACAUUUUGUAAUGUUUUUUUUUUUUUAACUGUAAAUAUUUUAAAACGGUUAUUUUUGGUCGACCAAUUUAACAUAAUAGUGGUCAUGCUAAUAUGACACCCAUGUCUUUAAUAUCAAAAUAAUGUAUAAUAUACAAAUAGGUAAUAUUUGAAUAGUUAUUACUAAUCAUACAAAUAUAACAGUAAUUUAUUUCAACUAUUGAAAUAAAGAAGCCGUUUAUUACCUUGAUUUAAUUAAAACACUACUACUUCUGUCCACAAGUUGUACAAUUAAUAAAUGUCUAAAAAAAAUUAUGCUUGAAAUUAUUUAUAAAUGUCAUUUCUUAUCAAACUAAAA
This is a messenger RNA of Melanaphis sacchari, 1591 nucleotides long. RefSeq lists its product as uncharacterized. The transcript has 5 exons. NCBI's taxonomy places the organism in Eukaryota, Metazoa, Arthropoda, Insecta, Hemiptera, Aphididae. Bases 345 to 1229 code for a protein of 294 amino acids. The record is from RefSeq and is a predicted model, not a curated record.